This is a messenger RNA of Nerophis lumbriciformis (worm pipefish), 1811 nucleotides long. RefSeq names its product thiosulfate sulfurtransferase/rhodanese-like domain-containing protein 2. Lineage: Eukaryota; Metazoa; Chordata; Actinopteri; Syngnathiformes; Syngnathidae. The record is from RefSeq and is a predicted model, not a curated record.
GCCAGCGGGCACAUUCAUGUGAAACACAUCCGGUGCAACACUUGCGCCGAGCGGAAGUAGUAACCGUCUUUUCCGUCCGGCCUGAGUAGCUUGCGUUCCUGCUUUUAACAGUCCGUAAAACAAGGUACUACUAAAUGUUGAGCUAGGUUUUUUUUUAAUUGAAUUAAGAUGCCGGGAAGAUGAGUCGUACGUCGUAGCCCAGCGUCAGGCAAAAUAUGGCCGUUGUUUGCGCAGAGUUUUUAGACUGGGAAGUAGAGGAGUGUUCGCCCAGAGGUGCUAAACGUGAGAAGCAGCUCUCUGCGCCCCUCAGAAGGUUCUAUAGCCUAAACAGGAGGAAGUCGUUUGCUACCUUCGUGGCAUCCAAGAGGGUGGGCGGUCAGGAGGACGGACGACCGUCUUGGCGCUGCUGUGACCGCGUCUUCAACCGGGACGCCGCCAUUCACGAGCACGUCGCCAGGACGCACGCAAGCGAGAUCCAGCAGCUGGCACAGGCUGAGUGCGAGUGCACGCUAGGCCGGGUGGAAGAAGAACCUCAACAUCAGCAUCAGAACGACCGCGUGGACGUCACCGCGUGGAUCCCAGACAUUAGUCAUGUCCCCGAGGAGCACCUCGGAAAAGGCCCUGGUAAAGUUCUGCUGUAUUACCGCUACUGUCGAGUGGAGGAGCCGCACGUCAUCUGUGCUUGGCAGAGAACUUUGUGUGAGCUGCUGCACCUCACCGGCAAGGUGAGGGUGGCCACAGAGGGCAUCAAUGGGACCAUUGGGGGGACUCAUGUCGCCACGGACCUCUACAUGCAAGCCAUGCGCUCACAUCCUCUUUUCAACAUGGACAUAGAGGACUUUAAGACAAGCAAUGGCGGUCCAGACUGUUUCACUGGCCUGAAGGUCGGCGUCUUUAAGGAAAUCGUCCCAAUGGGAUUGGAUCCUGAAAUCCUGUCCUACCAACUCGCAGGAGUUCAUUUGGAACCUGAGGAGUUCCACAAAGAAGUGGAAGCACUUGUGUCCAAAGGGGAUUCGUGCGACGACACCAUCCUGCUGGACUGUCGCAACUUUUACGAGAGUAAAAUUGGGCAGUUCACUCGAUGUCUGGCCCCCGACAUCCGCAAGUUCAGCUACUUCCCAGACUACGUGGACCAGAACCUGGAGCUCUUCCGCGACAAGAAGGUGCUCAUGUACUGCACAGGAGGGAUCCGCUGUGAGCGAGGUUCCGCCUACCUCCGCUCAAAAGACGUCUGCAAAGAGGUUUACCAACUGAAAGGUGGAAUCCAUAAAUACCUGGAACAGUUCCCAGACGGCUUCUACCGCGGGAAGCUUUUCGUCUUCGACGAGCGCUACACCAUCUCCUCCAACCAUGACGUCGUCUCGGGCUGCAGCUACUGCGGGCGCCCCUGGGACCGCUACGAGCUGUGCACCACCCGCUUCUGCUGCCAGCUGGUGCUGUCCUGUCCCGCUUGCAGGUCGCACGGGCACACCGCCUGCUGCCCCACCUGUCGCAGCAAAGGACGGGAUGGCGAGCCCACGCGCAGAGAGGAGUGCGAGUGCACCGACGGACGCCCCAGAAUCCCUCAGGACGUGAAGUGACCGGUUAAAUGUCAUCGGUCAUUUCAUUAGGUACACCUGCGUCAUCCAUUUAGAAAAAGUUGGAUCGGAAUUUCCUUUAAAGAUGUGCCAGGUUUUGACUCUCUUCGCAGGUUAAUAAGCUGCAACCAUGACUAAUAAUAUUUGUACAUAGCUGCCCUUUUUAGUUGUGUACGUUUGCUCCCAUUGGCUGUUUUUAAUCAAUAAAGGACGGCUCUGAUAUUUUCCAGGUAA